Messenger RNA from Plasmopara halstedii, 366 nucleotides. Its product is annotated as mitochondrial import inner membrane translocase subunit tim16. The coding region runs from base 1 to 366 and encodes 121 amino acids. The record is from RefSeq and is a predicted model, not a curated record. Gene Ontology annotation, biological process: protein import into mitochondrial matrix. The transcript has a single exon. Gene Ontology annotation, cellular component: TIM23 mitochondrial import inner membrane translocase complex. Lineage: Eukaryota; Oomycota; Peronosporomycetes; Peronosporales; Peronosporaceae.
AUGUCGGGACCUCUGGGUAGAAUUAUUGCGCAGGUUGUUGUCAUGGGUGCGGGCAUCGUGUCUAAGGCAUUUGUACACGCCUACCAACAAGCAGUCCAAAACGCGCGCUCAGGUAACGCUGCUGCCAUGAAGACCAAGGCAGUAGUGCGUAAAAAUCAAAUGUCCACUCAGCAGGCUCGUGAGAUUCUCAACUUUCCCGUUAGUGGUCCGGCCCCAUCAUUGGAGGAUGUUCAACGACAAUUUAAAAGAUAUUUUGAAGCGAAUGACCCGGCAAAAGGCGGCUCCUUUUACAUACAGUCUAAGAUUUACCGAGCAAAAGAGGCGCUUGAGCGCCAAAAUCUGGACGAGGAUGACUUCAAACGUUAG